Molecule: messenger RNA, 477 nt
Organism: Lynx canadensis (Canada lynx)
Lineage: Eukaryota; Metazoa; Chordata; Mammalia; Carnivora; Felidae
Product: peptidyl-prolyl cis-trans isomerase A-like
Biological process (GO): protein peptidyl-prolyl isomerization
Molecular function (GO): peptidyl-prolyl cis-trans isomerase activity
Source: RefSeq, a predicted model, not a curated record
AUGGUCAACCCCAUGGUGUUUUUCCACAACGCAGUGGAUGGCGAGCCCUUGGGCUACAUCUCCUUCGAGCUGUUUGCAGACAAAGUUCCAAAGACAACAGAAAACUUUCGUGCUCUGAGUACUGGGGAGAAAGGAUUUGGCUAUCAAGGUUCCUGCUUUCACAGGAUUAUUCUGGGGUUUAUGCACCAGAGUGACAACUUCACUUGCCAUAAUGGCACUGGCACCAAAUCCAUCUAUGGGAAGAAUUUUGAUGAGAAUUUCAUCCUGAAGCAUAUGGCUCCUGGCAUCUUGUCCAUGGCAAAUGGUGGACCCACCACAAACAGCUCCCAGUUUUUCAUCUGCACUGCCAAGACUGAGUGGCUGGAUGGCAAGCAUGUGGUCUUUGGCAAGGUGAAAGAGGGCAGGAAUAUUGUGGAAGCCAAGGAACGCUUUGGAUCCAAGAGUGGCAAGAAGAUAACCAUUGUUGACUGUGGAUAA